Messenger RNA from Uranotaenia lowii, 694 nucleotides. Its product is annotated as putative oligosaccharyltransferase complex subunit CG9662. Bases 124 to 573 code for a protein of 149 amino acids. Lineage: Eukaryota; Metazoa; Arthropoda; Insecta; Diptera; Culicidae. Gene Ontology annotation, cellular component: oligosaccharyltransferase complex. The record is from RefSeq and is a predicted model, not a curated record. The transcript has 4 exons.
UUUGUUUAACGAUUUGAUUCGAGUGUCACGUCAGUCUUUUUUAUCCGGCACCAAAAUCUUCUGACAAAAAAUACUCCAAUUUAAGGAAAAUAGUGCGGUUUUACACAUUUUGUAAACCUUAAAAUGGAAGCCCUUUACAGUAUUCCGUUCAUGCUAUUCGAGGUGCCGAACCUGAAGCUCAAGAAGCCGUCCUGGUUUCAGCAACCUUCCGCUAUGACAGUAUUCUCGUUCGUGUUGCUGUCGUACUUUUUGGUCACCGGUGGAAUUAUUUACGAUGUGAUCGUUGAACCACCAAGCGUCGGAUCAACUACGGAUGAACACGGACACUCGCGACCGGUCGCUUUCAUGCCUUACCGCGUCAAUGGUCAAUACAUCAUGGAAGGCCUCGCGAGCAGUUUCCUGUUCACCAUCGGUGGACUUGGAUUCAUCAUCAUGGAUCAAACGCACACUCCGGGAAAGCCAAAGUUGAACAAAAUCCUGUUAAUUUCGAUGGGCUUUAUCUUCAUUGUGGUUUCCUUCUUUACCACAUGGAUAUUCAUGCGAAUGAAGUUGCCGGGAUAUCUUCAACCCUAAGUCUGAGAGAUUGGAAUCUCGGUUCGCACAACUAGGUGUGUACCUUUGGAGGAGUAAAAUUUUUUAUUCGAAAUACACACACAAAUACACUUAAAUAAUAAAAGUAUAAAUCACAACUGUA